Messenger RNA from Triplophysa rosa, 1207 nucleotides. It is a transcript of the gene anxa1a, whose product is annotated as annexin A1a. The transcript is spliced from 13 exons. Gene Ontology annotation, molecular function: phospholipase A2 inhibitor activity; calcium-dependent phospholipid binding; cadherin binding involved in cell-cell adhesion. Gene Ontology annotation, biological process: response to X-ray; regulation of interleukin-1 production; cellular response to hydrogen peroxide. Bases 64 to 1047 code for a protein of 327 amino acids. The record is from RefSeq and is a predicted model, not a curated record. Gene Ontology annotation, cellular component: plasma membrane; cytoplasm. NCBI's taxonomy places the organism in Eukaryota, Metazoa, Chordata, Actinopteri, Cypriniformes, Nemacheilidae.
CUCUUACUCGCUUGCUGUCUUCGCUCUUGUUUGAGUCUUCCAGGUUCAGUUCCAGGUGCCAACAUGUCAUUCAUCCAUGCCUUCCUUGAGCAGCUUUCCUAUCAGGGCAUGCAGGAUUUGCAGGACAUCACAGAGGGACAGGGGACAGUGAAGCCCUAUCCUCAGUUUAAUGCAGCUGCAGAUGUAGCUGUUUUGGACAAAGCUAUCAAGGCAAAAGGUGUGGAUGAGGCCACAAUCAUUGAAACUCUGGUCCACAGGAGCAAUGCCCAACGCCAGCAAAUUAAGGCUGCCUAUCAGCAAGCCUCUGGCAAGCCUCUGGAUGUGGCUUUGAAAGCUGCUCUUAAAGGUGAGCUGGAAGAAGUGGUUUUGGCUCUGUUGAUGCCUCCAGCACAAUAUGAUGCUUUUCUGCUGAAAAAUGCCAUGAAGGGUUUAGGCACGGAUGAAGAAACACUUGUUGAGAUUUUGGCUUCCAGGACCAAUAAAGAGAUCAGAAAUCUUAAAGAGGCUUACAAACAUGACUACAAAAAAGAUCUAGAGGCAGACAUCAAGUCUGAGACCGGUGGAGACUUCAGGAACGCUCUUCUCUCUCUAAGCAAGGCUUGCAAAAGUGAAGACCAUGUUGUGCAAGAGGACCUGGCUGACAAAGAUGCCAGGGCCUUAUAUGAGGCAGGAGAAAAAAGAAAAGGCACAGACUGCUCUGUGUUCAUCGACAUUCUUACUACGAGGAGUGGUCCUCACCUGCGACAAGUGUUCAGUCUGUACUCAAAGUACAGUAAGGUGGACGUUGCGAAGGCCAUUGAUCUGGAGUUGAAGGGUGACAUUGAAAAUUGCUUGAUUGCUGUCGUAAAAUGUGCAGGAUGCAAACCUGCAUUCUUUGCUGACAAACUAAAUCUAGCAAUGAAGGGUUCUGGUUACAAGGGCAAGAUCUUGAACAGAAUACUGGUGAGCCGCUCUGAGAUUGACCUGGCCAAAAUCAAGCAAGAGUAUCAGAAGAAGUUUGGCAAGUCCCUCUACAAAGACAUCCUGGAUGACACAAAAGGAGACUAAGAGAAAAUCCUGCUGGCCUUGUGUGGCAAUUAAUUGGUGCCAAUAACGAAUGAAUGCAGAUGAUGAUUGUUCAUCAGUAUAAAAAUGAUAUAUGCCAUGUAAACAUACAUUUACAUUUUUUGAUAAAUAAAUAAAAAAAUUCUGUGUGUAUGUUCUAAAA